AUGGCGAAGUUAGUCGGCCAAAAUGAAAACAUUGAGCACUGCUCCAGACAUUUUUGUAAAAUGGUACCAAAGCUUAUGUUGUUACCAGCCUCGCAAGCCGUGGGUCGGCAAAUGGGUCUGGCCAACUUGGUGAGAAAAAGCAGUUUCUCUCUCGCCUGGCACACUUUGCUCGAGAUCGCAAUCAACCUGAAGAAGAUUCUCAACCCAUUUUUAACAGUCUCGAGUGCCCUCAACCGGACGAAUAGUUGUCAUGGCAGUCACGGCCAUGUGCCAGUUGUCAUGUUCAUGACCCUAUCACGUUGUCACGACAUGCCGUGGCCCACGAUACAAACAACCUUUGCAAGUCAGGAGCAUCGUCUCUAA
Messenger RNA from Protopolystoma xenopodis, 363 nucleotides. Lineage: Eukaryota; Metazoa; Platyhelminthes; Monogenea; Polystomatidea; Polystomatidae. The record is from the annotation of a GenBank genome assembly.